CAGACUGUCACAGUUGCUACCAAAUCGCUUCGUAGUAAUGCGUGGAACUGAUUCCUAAGAAGUGAUCGAUCCGGCGAGCGAGAGAGAUGGGAGAAGAAGAAACCCUAGGACAUCAGGGCUCGCUUGCAUCUCUUCUCGUCUUCAUGAUUGUAAUGAGCUUCCAGUUAGUCUCCAUCUGGCUCGGACACUUAAAAAAGAGAGGACCCAAGAGUGCUGAAGUACUCCAGUUGCGGGGAGAGAUAAAGCAACUCUUGAAAGAGGCCAGCUCCUUGUCAGAGCCAUCCACAUUUGCACAAGCUGCCAAGCUUAGGAGGUUAGCAGCUGCCAAGGAGAAGGAACUUGCAAAUUAUCAAGAAUCACGUGGCAAGGAAAUGAAAAUAUCAUAUGGUUUGCACCUGAAAGUUCUGUUUCUUUUUAAGGUUCUGACAUAUUUUGUGCUCGUUUGCUGGUUCUGGGGGGUUCCUGUUGCCAUCAUAUCUCAGCAACUUGUGCAACCGUUUGGGAGGGUGUUAUCUUGGAGGACUGGUGGCAUCUCAAACAACAAUGUUAUGGUUGGGAUAAUACCUUGGUUACUAUUAUCCACGAGGGUUAGCAAACUUGCUUGUCGACUCUUAAAAGUAGAAAAUUGAUUCCGGUGAUUAUUGCAUCGGAAAUUGUAGAAUCUCUGUUCUCUAAACACCGUCGUAGUAAAUGUUAUUCUAUUGUUAUUUAUUUGGCCUGAAUGUAAAUUCAUAUUAUGGAAUGGAAUAGUGAGUAAUGAAGUUAGCCUCUUGAAAAA
Messenger RNA from Juglans microcarpa x Juglans regia, 778 nucleotides. Its product is annotated as protein GET1-like. The record is from RefSeq and is a predicted model, not a curated record. The coding region runs from base 87 to 629 and encodes 180 amino acids. Lineage: Eukaryota; Viridiplantae; Streptophyta; Magnoliopsida; Fagales; Juglandaceae. Gene Ontology annotation, biological process: tail-anchored membrane protein insertion into ER membrane. The transcript is spliced from 7 exons.